Messenger RNA from Corticium candelabrum, 2863 nucleotides. RefSeq names its product dynein axonemal assembly factor 3-like. The record is from RefSeq and is a predicted model, not a curated record. NCBI's taxonomy places the organism in Eukaryota, Metazoa, Porifera, Homoscleromorpha, Homosclerophorida, Plakinidae. Gene Ontology annotation, biological process: motile cilium assembly; axonemal dynein complex assembly. The transcript is spliced from 14 exons. The annotation marks the transcript as partial.
AGUGGCGGCUAUGGAUCGUUUCGGUGCGGUGACGUGUGGGGAUUCAGUCCUGCAUUACAUCUGCUGGAUGAAGGUUUGUUGGAGAAAGCUCGACUGGAAGAGAAAGGAGAAGAUGAAGCGCUCAACAUACUGCUCAUUGGGAUGGGAGACAUUCGACAUAUUAUCAAGACUCUUGCCCUAAGCCACAGACACAGAAAACCUAAGUUGAAGUUCUAUAUCAUUGAAAACAAUUUAGAAGUGAUUGCUAGACACAUGCUGUUACUGGCGGCGUUAUUUGAACAGCCAGACCAACUUGAACUACAAGAAAAGGCGGAGCAGUUUCUUGAGUUGUAUGGAAACUCUCUGAUUCGUCAGCCGACAUUCGAUUACCUUGAACAAAAUUAUGAUUUCUAUGUACAUACUACAUAUUACACCUGUGGCAAAGUCUUGACUAGACAUAUUUUUUCAAGGUUUGUGACGGAUCUCGAUUACUUGUCACAGCAAUUUAGCAUUUUAGAUCUGUCUCAACUGAAGUUCAAGGAGAGAGAUCUGCUUGAAGGAGUGUUCAAGUUCUGGCAUAAUCAAGACCACAAAACGUUUCCUAUUGUUGAAAUGUGGGAGCAGAGAUUGAGACAUAGUCUUAAAACUCGUUAUGACUCUAGGAUGGGAGUGUUUGACUGGGAUUACAGUAUGAGAUUGCAUGACAAAACGAGCAUUGUUCAUAGUCGAGAGUACAAGAAAUGGAGAGAGACGGGUGUUGCAUUUGCAUUUCGAGAAGGUGGCUGUACUGUCCCAAAUCGAUCACUUGCAUCGUGCCUUCUUAUCAACAAGGGUGGAGAGAAGGUUGCUCAGAGAGGUUACUGGGGAGACAUGGUAAAUAGUCCAUAUAUUGCAAUUGGUAUUGAAUCAGAGAAUGAGGAAUUGGUCAAGAAAGUUAACGACAGACACGUGAAGACGUCUGCUGAAGUGGCACUGUAUAACAUGACAGCAUACAUUCACGAACUCUUGACCGGAAUGAGAUACACAGCACGUGGUGUGGUGAAAGAGACAAAAAUGCCUUCCAGCCAACCUAUAAUAGAGGAAGUAGAUGAAGAUGUGAAUGCUUCUGAAGCGUUAUCUUUUAUUGAAGCUACCAGUACUCUUGGACAGAGUGAAAAGACAAAGCCAGUGUCUGCUGCUGAUGCAGACUGCUACACCCAUACUAAGAUCUCGAACAGAAGCGGCAAAGCAGGUAGAUGAAGAGUUAGUACAACAUCUGAUUCAACAAAUAGAGCAAGUGACACAAGACGGUUUAGCAAAAGAUAGGCAAAUGGAUGACUUGAGACAACAAAUCACAGAUCUACAGAAGGCAUUGAGUGAUGAGCAAUUGCAGAGAGAACAGGCAGUUGCUGGAGAAAGAGGGGAAAAGAGCAUGCAGUUGCUAGCGAAAGACAGGUGAAAGAACAGGAAGUUGCUAGAGAAAGAAGGGAGAAAGAAGAGCUACGACGACGAUUACAACAAGAGCAAGAAAGACAUUCAGAAUGAUCUUGAUGAAGCUCGACAACGAAUUGAGCAAAUGAGUGUAGAGCAGGAAAAUGUUCAACGAUUACUAAAUGAAGCACAAAUAGAAAACGCUAACAUUAUAGAGCUACUUUCAGAUGCCGAUGCUGCAAUUGAACGAUACAAGCAAGAACGAGAAAACGAAGUUUUAAAGAUUACUUCACGUGACAUUCAAUUGACUGGCACAGAACUAGCUGUUUCUGUUGGAUAUUGGGAUGGCUGUCCUGUUGCUGUUAAAUGUUUGUAUGAUGAUUUUGGCUGAUGUUGAACGAUACAUCCAACUUGUGCAACAAGAAGCGUUUGUAGCAUGGAAGAUACAUCAUCCCAACAUUGCUGCUGUUUGUGGUGUCGCUCUGGAGAAAGAAGUCAGGAAGGCAUGGGUUAUCAUGGAAUUACAGAGCGGCUCCGUUUCUAGCGAGAUCGAUGCAUGUGAACAAGAUGCUGCACCUCUCACUUUACGAGAAAAAGUUGACAUGGCACAUGAUUCUUUGUGUGGACUGGAUCACGUUCACUCUAUGCAACCCAUGGAGAUUCUCCACUGUGACAUCUGCCCAAGGAACAUCCUGGUAACUGCAACGAUGAGAGCCAAACUGGGUGAUUUAGGAGCCGCUCGUUUUCAAGAUGCUUCACUUUCAGCCGGCCUUCUCAGUCCAGAAUACACAGCAACGGAGAGAUUUGAUGCUCCAGCUCUACCAAAAAGCAAGGAAACCGACAUGUAUAGUACGGGAGUGACCCUAUGUGAGCUGUUCACUGCUGUUACUCCAGACUGUCGAAAGAGAAUGGAUCAAGUCUUACUCAUCCGUCAGCUAAACGUCCGUUCCUUAUGUAAACACUUGAUGAGAGAUAAUCCUACCACACGACCAACAGCAGCCGAAGCUCGCAGAAUCAUUAGUUGUAUUCGUGAGACAGACAAGUAUGCAGCAUGUCCUCCUAAACGAAUGAUGAAGGGUAAGAUGGAUGGAGUGGCUGAUGUCACUCUUUUUCAGCCCAAUUGGUGAUGUUGACAUGUCAUUGAACCAUGUGGUUGUAUUGUAUAUGUAUCCUUUUACUUGAAUGAUAUCAUUUCUGUGUUCAUAGAAAAGAUUUAGCAAUAGCAAUAAGCUUAGCUCUGGUUAAUUGUUUUACACUUUGUAUUCUUGGAUUGACCAUGCAGACAAUUAACGUUGAACUAGCAUUUUUCAGUAUUUAACUAUUUGGAACUUUGAUAUUGUUAUUGGCAGUUUGACGUGUACACUUUGUCACGUGUAUGAUUACUGUAUUUGAUAAGUUCACGUUUUCAGUUGAUAUUAAUUUCUUCUUCAAACUUGAUAGUAAAGAUAUGCAGAGUUUAUUUGACAUCGGGUGG